This is a messenger RNA of Caenorhabditis bovis, 1992 nucleotides long. The record is from the annotation of a GenBank genome assembly. NCBI's taxonomy places the organism in Eukaryota, Metazoa, Nematoda, Chromadorea, Rhabditida, Rhabditidae.
AUGAGCCGUGGCUGUGGUGAAAGCCGUGGUGUCCAUGGUGCGGCUCAUGGUGUCCGUAAUGGUGUCCGUGGUGGGAUUCGUUGUGUCCAUGGUGUGGUUCAUGAUGUCCGUGGUGGGAUUCGUGGUGUCCAUGGUGUGGUUCAUGAUGUCCGUGGUGGGAUUCGUGGUGUCCAUGGUGUGUUUCAUGAUGUCCAUGGUGCGAUUCGUGGUGUCCAUGGUGCGGCUCAUGGUGUCCGUAAUGGUGUCCAUGGUGGGAUUCGUGGUGUCUAUGGUGUGGCUCAUGGUGUCCAUAAUGGUGUCCAUGGUGCGGCUCAUGGUGCCCAUAAUGGUGUCCGUGGUGAGGUUCAUGAUGUCCGUGGUGGGAUUCGUGGUGUCCGUGGUGCGGCUCAUGGUGUCCGUGGUGAGGUUCAUGAUGUCCGUGGUGGGAUUCGUGGUGUCCAUGGUGCGGCUCAUGGUGUCCAUAAUGGUGUCCAUGGUGCGGCUCAUGGUGUCCAUAAUGGUGUCCAUGGUGUGGUUCAUGAUGUCCGUGGUGGGAUUCGUGGUGUCCAUGGUGUGGUUCAUGAUGUCCAUGGUGGGAUUCGUGGUGUCCAUGGUGCGGCUCAUGGUGUCCGUAAUAGUGUCCGUGGUGGGAUUCGUGGUGUCCAUGGUGUGGUUCAUAAUGUCCAUGGUGCGGCUCAUGGUGUCCGUAAUGGUGUCCAUGGUGCGGCUCAUGGUGUCCGUAAUGGUGUCCAUGGUGUGGUUCAUGAUGUCCGCGGUGGGAUUCGUGGUGUCCAUGGUGUGGUUCAUAAUGUCCAUGGUGGGAUUCGUGGUGUCCAUGGUGUGGUUCAUGAUGUCCGUGGUGGGAUUCGUGGUGUCCAUGGUGUGGUUCAUGAUGUCCAUGGUGGGAUUCGUGGUGUCCAUGGUGCGGCUCAUGGUGUCCGUAAUGGUGUCCAUGGUGCGGCUCAUGGUGUCCGUAAUGGUGUCCAUGGUGUGGUUCAUGAUGUCCGCGGUGGGAUUCGUGGUGUCCAUGGUGUGGUUCAUAAUGUCCAUGGUGGGAUUCGUGGUGUCCAUGGUGUGGUUCAUGAUGUCCGUGGUGGGAUUCGUGGUGUCCAUGGUGUGGUUCAUGAUGUCCAUGGUGGGAUUCGUGGUGUCCAUGGUGCGGCUCAUGGUGUCCGUAAUGGUGUCCAUGGUGCGGCUCAUGGUGUCCGUAAUGGUGUCCAUGGUGUGGUUCAUGAUGUCCAUGGUGGGAUUCGUGGUGUCCAUGGUGUGGUUCAUGAUGUCCGUAAUGGUGUCCGUGGUGCGGCUCAUGGUGUCCGUAAUGGUGUCCGUGGUGGGAUUCGUGGUGUCCAUGGUGUGGUUCAUGAUGUCCAUUGUGGGAUUCGUGGUGUCCAUGGUGUGGUUCAUGAUGUCCGUAAUGGUGUCCGUGGUGCGGCUCAUGGUGUCCGUAAUGGUGUCCGUGGUGGGAUUCGUGGUGUCCAUGGUGUGGUUCAUGAUGUCCAUGGUGGGAUUCGUGGUGUCCAUGGUGCGGCUCAUGGUGUCCGUAAUGGUGUCCAUGGUGCGGCUCAUGGUGUCCGUAAUGGUGUCCAUGGUGUGGUUCAUGAUGUCCAUUGUGGGAUUCGUGGUGUCCAUGGUGUGGUUCAUGAUGUCCGUAAUGGUGUCCGUGGUGCGGCUCAUGGUGUCCGUAAUGGUGUCCGUGGUGGGAUUCGUGGUGUCCAUGGUGUGGUUCAUGAUGUCCAUGGUGGGAUUCGUGGUGUCCAUGGUGCGGCUCAUGGUGUCCGUAAUGGUGUCCAUGGUGCGGCUCAUGGUGUCCGUAAUGGUGUCCAUGGUGUGGUUCAUGAUGUCCAUGGUGGGAUUCGUGGUGUCCAUGGUGUGGUUCAUGAUGUCCGUAAUGGUGUCCGUGGUGCGGCUCAUGGUGUCCGUAAUGGUGUCCGUGAUUCUGAGGAAGAGCUGGACGAGCUGCUGGAGCUCGAGCUGGAGCUUGAUGAGCUCGAAGAGUCGUCCUUUUUGUGGUGA